AUGUACAGCGCGGAUCAGCUCCUUCUCGCCCAGGCCAUGCUUGCCGGCCAGCUGAAACUGAGCGAGCCGAGCAAUCAAGUGCAAUGUGGUUUUCCCCGCCAUUCUCAUUCCACUUUCGGGCUGCUCGCAAAGACGCUUCGUGGAGAUCACUCAGACCAUUCGUUCAUUCGCUCGUCGCCAAGUGCAAUAUCGAUAAUGUACAGCGCGGAUCAGCUCCUUCGCCCAGGCCAUGCUGCCGCCAGCUGAGCAGGCCGAGCAAAUCAAAUUUUUGUAAGUUUUCGUGACGGCCAGCGCAGGUAUUGUGGUCUCCUGCUCAGCGCGACAGUCAACGGAUAUCCGAUGUGGAAACACGGAGCAAUCGGCAGACCUGCAAAUAGGCAAACCGCCCACCAUUUCGGUGGCGCGCGUCCGUCGCGACGAUCAGACCGUUAACGGUCAGAUUGUCAGCUUGCGAACGUCGCAUCGUGGCGUCCUGGCCAACGACGUCAGGUCUGGUCGGACUGCAUCGGGACCGCAGCAAAAUGCCAUCACAGUUCAUCAAUACAAUUUCGUUUGAUUUUACUGUACUCACUUCCUGUACCCACUUUUUGUACCCUUUCAUAAUAAUGACCUAAUAAAUUACAUGUUUUAUAUAAAACUCAAUUCAACUCACCUUCAAAAGGAUAUUGGCGACUCAGUACUCCAGAAAGUGGUCCUGGAAAAAAGAUGUCAAUUAGAAAAUGCAAGUACUAGACACAAAGUUGCCACUUUAAAAGUUUAAAAGCCGUAGAACAUUCUACAGCCCUGCACCUACAGCCUACAGCAAGCUGCAGCUCUGGAGGCUCUGGAGGUCAGCUCUGGAGACCGUGCUCACAACUUCGGACCCAACAAUUUGUGA
This is a messenger RNA of Caenorhabditis sp. 36 PRJEB53466, 877 nucleotides long. NCBI's taxonomy places the organism in Eukaryota, Metazoa, Nematoda, Chromadorea, Rhabditida, Rhabditidae. The record is from the annotation of a GenBank genome assembly.